Molecule: messenger RNA, 2919 nt
Organism: Pantherophis guttatus
Lineage: Eukaryota; Metazoa; Chordata; Lepidosauria; Squamata; Colubridae
Gene: PHAF1
Product: phagophore assembly factor 1
Biological process (GO): Golgi to plasma membrane protein transport
Cellular component (GO): trans-Golgi network; dendrite; synaptic vesicle membrane
Source: RefSeq, a predicted model, not a curated record
AGGAGGGGAUUAACCCCCACAGGUAGCAUCCCCCCCCUCCCCAUCCUUCUCAUGGGAGAGAAGAGUGGUCCUCCAGGUGUGGGAAAACUACAAUUCCCAGCAUCCUCUUCUCUCUCCCUCCUCUUUCUCUCCCUCCCUCCUUCUCUUUCUCUCUCUCCCCCUCUUACUGUUUCUCUCCCUCCCUCCAUUCUCCCUCUCCCUUUCUCUCUCCUCUCUUUCUCUCUCUCUCCCUCCCUCUCUCUCUCCCCCUCUCUAUCUCUCCCUCUCUUUCUCUCUCUCCCUCUCUCCCCUCUCUCUUUCCCUCCCUCCUCCCUUUAUUUCUCCCUCUCCUUUUCUCCUCCUCUCUUUCUCUCCCUCUCUUUCGCUCUCCCUCUCUCCCCCUCUCUCUCUGCCCCUCUCUUACUGACUCUCUCCCUCCCUCUCUCUCUCUCCUCUCUUUCUCUCUCUCUCCCUCUCUUUGUCUCUCUCCCUCCCUCCUCCCUCUAUUUCUCCCUCUCCUCCUCUCUUUCUCUCCCUCUCUUUCGCUCUCCCUCUCUGCCCCUCUCUCUCUGCCCCUCUUACUGUCUCCCUCCCUCUCUCUCUCCCCUCUCUUUCUCUCUCUCUCCCUCUCUUUCUCUCUCCCUCCCUCCUCCCCCUCUCUCUAUCCCUUUCUCUCCCCCUCUCUUUCUCUCUCCCUUUCUCUCUCCCCCUCUCUUUCUGUCUUUCUCUCCCUCCCUUCCUCUCUCUCUCCCUCUCUCUCCACCUCUCUCUUUCUCCCUCUCCCCCUCCCUCUUCCCCUCCUCUCUCAGGCAGGCUGCUGGGACCUGUAUUCCAACACUAUCUUUUUUGGGGGUGGGGGUUGCCUGACUUUCUGAAGACGGUCAGGCUCCUCGCACCCCUUCAACUCUGAACAUUGCCAGGUGGUGUGGAAUCCGCCCCUUUCCCUGGAUUUUGCACAAGACGUGGACUUGUGCAUUCACACGACCAGCGAGUCGUCCGGAAGGACGAUCUACGGUUCACAUUGGGAACCAGCGAAGGGCAGCCGGGUCUGUUUAAACCAAUGCUAGAUUUAGAAGUGCUUCCCGAAAGAUCUCUUGGGAAUGAACAAUGGGAAUUCAACCUGGGAAUGCCGUUGGCUCAGGCUGUAGCAAUUGUUCAGAAAUACUGCCGUAUCAUAAAAAAUAUCCAGGUUCUCUACAGUGAACAAUCUCCUCUCAGCCAUGACCUCAUCCUUAACCUGACUCAGGACGGAAUCAAACUGCUAUUUGAUGCUUUCAAUCAAAGACUGAAGGUGAUUGAAGUUUAUGACUUGACUAAAGUGAAGUUAAAGUACUGUGGUGUUCAUUUUAACUCUCACGCUAUUCCUCCUACCAUUGAACAAAUUGAUCAGUCUUUUGGAGCCACCCAUCCAGGAGUUUACAACUCUGCCGAGCAACUUUUCCAUCUCAACUUCAGGGGCCUGUCCUUCUCCUUUCAGUUGGACUCAUGGACUGAAACUCCAAAGUAUGAGCCAAACUUUGCCCACGGCUUAGCCUCUCUGCAAAUCCCACACGGUGCAACUGUGAAACGCAUGUACAUCUACAGCGGGAACAGUCUACAGGAUACAAAGGCACCUACGAUGCCACUCAGCUGUUUCCUCGGAAAUGUGUAUGCAGAAUACGUUGAUGUUCUCCGAGAUGCAGCUGGACCCUCAGGUUUACGACUGCGAUUACUCACUGCAGGUUGCGGUCCUGGUGUGUUAGCCGAUGCCAAAAUACGGGUAUCUGAGCGUUGUGUGUAUUUCGGUGAUUCGUGCCAAGAUGUUCUGAGCACUUUGGGGUCCCCUCACAAGGUUUUCUACAAAUCUGAAGAUAAGAUGAAAAUCCAUUCACCUUCGCCUCACAAGCAAGUCCCUUCGAAGUGCAACGAUUUUUUCUUCAACUACUUCACGCUUGGAGUGGAUAUCCUUUUUGAUGCAAAUACUCAGAGAGUAAAGAAAUUUGUUUUGCAUACCAAUUAUCCUGGUCAUUAUAACUUUAACAUUUAUCACCGUUGUGAAUUUAAGAUCCCGCUCGUUAUUAAACGAGAAAGCACCGAGUCACAGACGGAAACCUGCACAACGUAUAGCAAGUGGGAUAAUAUUCAAGAGCUUCUUGGGCAUCCUGUGGAAAAACCUGUAGUUCUUCACAGGUCGUCCUCUCCAAACAACACAAAUCCAUUUGGGUCAACCUUUUGUUUCGGAUUACAACGGAUGAUCUUUGAGGUGAUGCAGAAUAAUCACAUUGCGUCCGUCACGCUCUACGGCCCGGCCCGGCCCACCAUCCAGACCAAGAUUUUGGACCUUCCCCAGUGAGCAAUACCCCGAUUGAACAUAACGCUACACGGUUUAGUUCAGCGUGCCUUGAGUUGCUGCCGCUUAUCAUACGGAAAAGCACGGAACGGUGGAGAGAGCAUGUGUGGGUGUGGGUGUUUAUGGUUGUGACACACACAGAGAGAGAGAGAGAGUGUGUGUGUGUGUACAAGAAAGCUUGGCCCUCGUCAUGUGUGGAUGGCACAGGCUGGAAAUCCUCUGGAGCUGAACCUUGCAGGACUUGGAGCCAGUGGCAGAGGCACACCACACACACACAGACACACACACACACAACUAGCUGGCACUACCAUUAAUCCUCUCUUCUCGCUUGGCCCUUGGAAGAUACGGUCUAAAUGCAAAAGAGUUUGUCUUUGUAGAGCUUGGACAGAGGAGGAGCUUUCAGAAAGAGCUCAGCAAGGAACUGCACAUCUUAGAAGCACAAGUUUCUCAUUCUUGAGAAAGCAGGUCUCUUUCUAUAUAUAUAUACAUAUAUACAUAUAUAUAUAUAUAUAUAUAUAUAUAUAUAUGUUUUCUUUCCUUUUCGUAGGCUUUAUGUGUAUUUCUCUUUAGCCAGGUUCUUCCUACGUAACCCAAGAUUUUUAUGCAGCCCU